AUGAAUGCCUGGAAUCAUACAACUGAAACUGAAUUCAUCCUUAUGGGACUGACAGGUUCCAAGGAGGUCCAGCUGGUCCUCUCUGUGAUGUUUCUCCUGAUAUAUGUGCUCACUGUCCUGGGGAACAUAGGCAUGAUACUGAUCAUUCGUCUAGAUAUUCAACUUCACACUCCAAUGUACUUUUUCCUCACCCACUUGUCUUGCAUUGAUCUCUGUUACUCAACUAUCAUCACACCUAAAACCUUGCAGAACCUGUUGACCUCCAUAAAGAAUAUUUCCUUCAUGGGAUGCUUUACCCAAUUGUUUUUCUUUGCCCUCUUGGUAGCUACUGAAUGUUUUAUACUCUCCUCAAUGGCUUAUGACCGCUAUGUAGCUAUCUGCAACCCUCUACACUACCCAGCUAUUAUGUCCCCAAGGCUCUCCCAUUCUCUCAUCACUGUAUCCUACAUGAUUGGAGCUUUGGAUUCCUCUGUCACUGUAUUUUGCUUAAGCACACUGGAUUUUUGCAAUUCCAAGGUAAUUCAUCAUUUCUUUUGUGACACAUUCCCCAUUUUAGCUCUGUCCUGCAGUGAUACCUAUGGUGCAGAAGCUACUAUAUUCUAUUUAGCUGGUGCUACUUUAUUGCUGUCUCUCAUCAUAAUAUCCUCAUCCUAUGUGUCCGUUCUCUCUACAAUUUUGAAGAUAAAUUCUUCUUCAGGUAAGCACAAAGCAUUCUCCACUUGUGCCUCACAUCUCCUAGGGGUCACUGUUUUUAAUGGUACAAUGAUCUUUACUUAUUUAAAGCCAAGUAAGUCCUACUCCUUGGGAAAGGAUCAAGUGGCUUCUGUUUUCUAUACUGUUGUGAUCCCCAUGCUGAACCCACUUAUUUAUAGUCUCAGAAACAAAGAAGUGAAAAGUGCUGCCAUUAGAGUCGUGAAGAAGAGAGAGUACACCCAGAAAUUAAAAUAA
Rattus norvegicus (Norway rat) is the source of this 948-nucleotide messenger RNA. RefSeq names its product olfactory receptor family 8 subfamily H member 7B (gene Or8h7b). Gene Ontology annotation, molecular function: G protein-coupled receptor activity; olfactory receptor activity. Bases 1 to 948 code for a protein of 315 amino acids. Gene Ontology annotation, cellular component: membrane; plasma membrane. The transcript has a single exon. NCBI's taxonomy places the organism in Eukaryota, Metazoa, Chordata, Mammalia, Rodentia, Muridae. Gene Ontology annotation, biological process: signal transduction; detection of chemical stimulus involved in sensory perception of smell; G protein-coupled receptor signaling pathway. The record is from RefSeq and is marked reviewed.